This is a messenger RNA of Andrographis paniculata, 775 nucleotides long. RefSeq lists its product as uncharacterized. The coding region runs from base 120 to 617 and encodes 165 amino acids. Lineage: Eukaryota; Viridiplantae; Streptophyta; Magnoliopsida; Lamiales; Acanthaceae. The transcript is spliced from 2 exons. The record is from RefSeq and is a predicted model, not a curated record.
GCUCAUUGUAGUAAACAAUAAGCCAAGCCCAUAGGAAAAAUCAACAAGUGUAGUUUUGUUUCUCUUGAGAUAAUUUGUUUGUGUUCUCCAGAUUUUUAUCUUUAAUUUGUUUAUUGGAAAUGAUUCUUCAUCCUCUUGGCUGGAAUUGUUCUUGUCCUCAGGGCAUUAUUCCCUUUGGUUCACCCAUUUCCAUUAGAAACAAUGAUAGUAAUAUUAGUAAUAAUGGAUUGAAGAGAAGAGGUAGAGGAGAAGUGAAUUGUGGGGUGGAGAAGGAUUCGGAGUAUGAAGUAGACCCUGAAAAGGCCAGGGAAGCUUUGAGGCAGCUUGAUGAGCAGCUCCAGUCUCUGUCCAAGAAACAAAUCUCUUCCCCAAAGAUUAGAGCUGUGGACAUUGAAGAAGGGAAGAUUAUUGGAGAUAAAGUGAAAGGGGAGAGUGAAGAAGAAGGUGUGAAUGUAAUAGAAGAGAUUCCGGAUUCUUUGUUGUGGUCUGUAGCAACAGGUUUGAUACUUUUUACCAUCUUCUACAACAUACUGUUUCUCACUGUUAUAAAGCCAUCCAUAGAUGGACCUCCUCCUCCUCCUCAGCAAUUGCAGGAGGGCUUCUUGGAUGAGCCAUGACCAUUAUUUAUUUUUUAAUCAUUUAAUAUUGUGAAUUUCAGUACAAAGUUGUGGGCCUUUUAGGGCCCAUUAUGUGGCCCAUUUAACCAAGAGCUAAUAUAUUUUUAUUUAAAAUAUUAUGCCUAAUAUCAUGUUAAAUAUAUAGUAUCUUCCAUUCA